Messenger RNA from Anolis sagrei ordinatus, 789 nucleotides. The record is from RefSeq and is a predicted model, not a curated record. NCBI's taxonomy places the organism in Eukaryota, Metazoa, Chordata, Lepidosauria, Squamata, Anolidae.
GACCACGUGCUCCAGGAAGCAGAGAGCAAGAGGAACUGAACAGAGAGGCUGGAAAAGGACUAGAAGACCCCUCAUCCAGCCCGGGUGCUGCUGCAGGACCCCGCUGAACAGAACAGCUCCAUUUGGGCCAAGGAAGAAGGCAGUGGCUUGACCUCCAGAGGAGCAGAAAAGGAAUCGACGUGACCUGCUUCUCUUUAGAAGAUGACCAAAAAACCUUCGCUGGUGGUGUUUGACUUGGAUUAUACCCUGUGGCCGUUUUGGGUUGACACCCAUGUGGAUCCUCCAUUCAAGAAAGACAGUGAUGGCUCAAUACGAGAUCGGAACGGACAACUUGUGAAUCUCUAUCCCGAAGUGCCCGCUGUAUUGGAAAGAUUGCACAGUGAGGGGAUCCCUAUGGCUGUUGCUUCACGGACAGGUGAGAUCCGAGGGGCGACUCAGCUCUUAGAUCUUCUGAGCCUCAGUAGCUACUUCCGCUGUAAAGAGAUCUACCCAGGCAGCAAAGUCACCCAUUUCCAAAGGUUAUCUCAGCAGAGCGGGAUCCCCCUUUGUCAGAUGCUCUUCUUUGAUGAUGAAAGCCGAAAUAUUUAUGAUGUCAGCAAAUUAGGGGUGACAUGCAUUCUGGUCCCCAACGGCAUGAAUCUUUCGCUCCUCGGCCGCGGCUUGGAAGCUUUUGCUCAUUCCUGAACCUUGAUGCCAUUUUGCUAAAACUGGGCUUCUUCCCUUCUUGCGCAGAAUGUGCAAAAGUGUUGACAUGCUAUCAAUAAACUAUACGUGUGUUUUUCUCCGCAA